CGAACUAAACAGCUCGCUGGGCGACAUGGAGAGAAGAAUGCCUGUACGGUACUUUAGGAAUAUCACUUCCUCGGGCGGGAAUACAACAGUUGUCCUUUUGCUUCUUGUCACAUCAGGUGCGCUAGGUAAUCAGGUCCUGGUGCCCCAGCAUGUCAACGCCGUGCUGGGCAAGAACGUGACGCUGGGCUGCCACGUGGAGGUGGACACCAACCUGAGCCUGACGCAGAGCUCCUGGGAGCGCCGGCUGCCCACGGGCUCAGUCACGCUGGCGGUCUACAACCCCAUGCUGGGCAUCUCUGUGCCGCCCGAGUACCAGCACCGCCUGCACUUCCGCUCGCCUUCCAUGCACGACGCCACCAUCAUACUGGAGGACGUGGGCUUCGCCGACAUGGGCGUGUACACCUGCAAGGUGGCCACGUUCCCACUGGGAAACACCCAGGCCUCUACCACCGUCAGUGUUCUGGUGGAGCCCAAGGUGUACGUGUCUGCUGGCUCGGUGGCCCUGGUAGAUGGCGGUAACGACACCACGGUGGCCACGUGCAUCGCGGAGAAGGCCCGGCCGCCGGCGGAGGUGUCCUGGGAGACGGACCUGCACGGCUACUCGGAGGCGCACCUGUCGGACGAGGCCAACGGCACCACCACCACGCAGGUGCACUACCACUGGCAGCCCAACCGCAGUGGCCAGGGCCACUCCCUCACCUGCCUGGUGCGCCACCCCGCCCUACAGGCCGACUUCCGGGUGCCCUACAUGCUCAGCGUGAUGUUCGCCCCUGACAUCAAGGUGCUGGGCUACGAUGGAGACUGGUUCGUGGGCCGGGAGCAGCUGCAGCUGACCUGCCAAGCCAAGGCCAAUCCUCCGGCGCACCACUUCAGAUGGGUCAGGCUGGAUGGGGAGAUGGCGGAAGGGGUGCAGCUGGUGAACGACUCUCUGGUCUUCACUCGGCCGCUGCAGCGGAACGACUCCGGCGUGUACCGAUGUGAAGUCGGCAACAACAUCGGCUUCCGAAGCCGAGACAUCAGCGUACGCGUCCAUGACCCCCCCACCACCACCGCCUUCCCCACCGUCCAUGUCCCCCUCUUCCCCAACUCUGCCAACCACACCACGCCGCCCCUCAACAACCAGCGCUCCAUCUUCACCUCCCCGACGCUGGCGCCCUUCCACGCCGAGGGCAACCUGGGCACCAUCGUGGGCGGGGCGGUGGGCGGUGCCCUGUUCCUCCUGCUCCUCCUGGUGCUGGGGGGCGUGUACUACCAGCGCCAGCGCACCACCUUCCGCGGGGACUACUACAUCAAGCAGCGUCUGGGCGGCCACGGCCACGACAUGCAGAAGCCCCCGCAGGCCCCCAACAACGCCUCCUCCACGGCCCACGAGAUGCAGCUGGUGUACGGGGCGGUGGCCGGGAAUGGCGGGGUGAAGUCGGCUCGCUCUCCGGACGAGGACCUGAGCGGAGGGUUCGCGUGCCGGGAUAAGGAUCGCGAGGAGUGGGGCGCUUUCGAUCGCGAGCGCGCUCCCAACGGGCGAAGCAGCAGGGCAUUCCGAGGGGAGCUGUCCGGAGGUCGUCCUGCCGACUACGCACCAGAUCACCACGACUACCAAAAUCAAUACAACCACCAACACCACGGCAACCAUAACCAGCCGCCCAGCCCCUACCACAGCUACCAUAACCACCACCAGCCUGGGCCUCGCAGGUACCCGGUGGGCAGCAACGGCUCCCCGUACUUCCCCGAAGAGGUUUACGACAACGAGUACGUGUCUCACACAGACGGCUCCAUGAUCUCACGCCGGGAGUGGUACGUCUGACUACAAUCUCAUGCCUGGAGUGGUACAUCUGACUUGCGUCGGAAGUGGGUAUGUCUGACUGUAUGUCUCGCAUCAAGAGUAGUACGUCCGGCUGCGACAGGACAAGAGAUAUGCCAGGCGGAUAAUAUGGCUGUUGAAUUAGUCACACAUAACACAGAAGAGACCUUGUGGAGCGAGGCUUAUUGCACUUUCGUUAUUUACUUAUUUUUGUAGAUCCACCUUUUUUGUAGGAGGAGACUUUCUCUAGGCACUGACGUGUACGUCUUUCACAUUGUUCUUCUAUUGGAUGUACCGGAGUCGUGUGUUUUUUGUUUUCGUUUGUUUGUUUCGUAAUUUUGUGUAGGCUAAAAAAAACCACCAUCUGUUGAUGGUCAGAAUCUGUUAGCAGGAAGAAUGUCGGCUUAGUCCCUUUUUUUUGGUUACCUGCACAGAAGGGAGGUUUUUUUUUCUGUUUGUGUUUUGGCUCGUUUAUUUUUUUUCCUAGUGGGUGUCGAGUCUUGGAGGGUAUUCUUGUUCAGUUUUUUUGGUUGUCAGCAGACUCUUUGUUUACCUGGGCCCUCACUCUCUCAUCAUCAGGAGUUGCAUUCCAAGCCCAGGGCAGCUUUUUCAUAGGCCAGCCAGCCAGCCAGCCACACAGCCCUAGUCUUCAUUAUCAAGUGAAAGAAAGCACCCUGUUCUCAAGAAUGCUCGAGUGCGUGUUCCCGAAAAGCAUCUCGCAGUGCCCUUUCGUGAGCUCCUACCCAACGGCUCAAUGCCGACCCAGUCACUCCAAAUACCAAUCGCCAUUAUGUUCGAGCCCUUUUGGUUUCCAUGAAAACACACUCGUAUGCUCUCUAAAGUAGGCACCGAGCAGAACAGGACAGAAUGGAAAAAGAGGCACUGUUUCAUGGAUGUUUUGUUCCAUUUUUUUUCUUGUUUAUUUGUUAUUAGUUUGUGGUGUUGCCAAAUAAGGGAGGGUGGCAAGGCUGCAGAGAGACUGAGCGAAUUGUCAUCAUCACAGACCUUCCUUGUUCAUGUGUUUUUGCCCAUAGAAAGCAAAAUCUGAUGAACUCCUCAUCACGACACUUGAUAUCUAAACAGUGUAAAUGUUCUAAACUGUUUUCGAAGUGUUGAUCUGUCAGUCAACUCUUAUAUGCAAUCGUUAUGUUAUUAUCUUUGCACUCUGUGAUGGUGAACAAACGUAGUUUACAAUGCUAGUCUGCACUCUGCGCUCUCUCCACGUCGUACAGACUUCCGUACUCCCCCUUCGACUGUGAAGGGUUUGGGAACCGUGUUAGACUUUACUCUCCAGGUUGUGUUUGUGCCUUUUGUCUCUGUGUUUUUUAUAUGUGUCAGAAUGAACUUGUUCAUGUCAUGAACGCCGUCUGUGUUUCUGUGGGUGUGUGUCUUUUUUUAUGUGUUUGUAAGUGCACAGGCUAGUGUCCCUGUUGGUGCUAACCUAUCCGGUAUUAUGGUUUAAUGUUGUAUGGGUAACUUGCCAGUGCAAUAAUUUAUUUAUUUUGUUUAUUUUGUUUUUUUUCGCCAAUACAUGAAAUUAUUUUUCCCCCGGGAUUCUUUUUCUAAGCCCUUUUUGUCCUGUCAUUUUUCAUGUUUGAAAAUCUGAAGAUAUUGCGCAUUGUGAAUUGUUUGAUAGAUUUUUCUUUCUUUGGGAUACAGAGUGCCUUUUCUUGUAAUUAAUUUACAUAAUUCUGUUUUUCCGUUUUUGUUUUGACCUGGAUAUGUACAAAAAAAAGUGUAAAAAAUGUGUUUGAAAUCAUGAUGACGAUACAAAAUUAUUGGCGGCUAUGCCAGGUCCAUUCUUGUUUGCCUCUCAAACUGCAGUCCCAGGUGUGUAGUCCUGAAUGAAUUCUUGAUCAAUUGAUUUACAGUUUUUUGUUUGUUUGAUUGUUUAUUUGCUGAGAUUUCGCAUGACAUUUGUGACACCAGAGUUGCAAAACAAGCAGAAGUGUAAACUUGAUUUGAACUGUGUAACGACACUACAUUAUAACUGCCAAGGGAUCAUGGCAAAGGUAUUUUCAAUUAAAGAGCGAAGUUUAAACAGACUUUGUUUUGGGUCUGAAUGAUGUGUAUAUACGACUGGUUAUAGGCAGUGAUAUUCAUGUGGUAGUGUUCUUUUUUUGUCUUUUGGUUAUUUUUCUUCUUCUAAAAAAGAGCGCUUCAGAAUUGAUGUGAAGCACGGUACAUCCACCUCACCUGAAUGUAUAGUGAAUGUGUGUUUCGAACUAGUCACACACUUUGAUCUAGGCACUCCCAACACAGCCACACUGCAGCUGAUCACAGUCGGUAUUUUUCCGUUUACGUUUGUUUAUUUUGUUUAGUGAGACCCACUCUCUGAGGAGAUUAAUCACGAGAUGAAAAGUAUGAUGCUGUAUGAAAGACAAAUGUUUGUUUAAGAAAAAAAAUCAAGUACAUUAUUUGAAUAAAGCACCUUUUGUGAAACGUU
Engraulis encrasicolus (European anchovy) is the source of this 4244-nucleotide messenger RNA. It is a transcript of the gene nectin3b, whose product is annotated as nectin cell adhesion molecule 3b. Gene Ontology annotation, cellular component: adherens junction; apical junction complex. The record is from RefSeq and is a predicted model, not a curated record. The coding region runs from base 26 to 1801 and encodes 591 amino acids. Gene Ontology annotation, biological process: homophilic cell-cell adhesion; heterophilic cell-cell adhesion. The transcript is spliced from 6 exons. Lineage: Eukaryota; Metazoa; Chordata; Actinopteri; Clupeiformes; Engraulidae.